AUGGGGCCUUCCUGGCUCAUCUCAUCCCCACCUUCCCCAGAUGAAGGGCCCCCAGCCACGUUCUCCAGCGCCAAGUCAGUGUUCAGCAGAAAGGCCCGAGUGAGGAUGCAGCUCCUGAAAGAUGUGGUGGGAAAUGACACCUACCACAUCAACAACAAGUAUGAUGGCACCUACGCUCCCCUCCCGGUGGAGGACAUCAUCCGGCGUGCUGAGUACUUCAUCGACCAGGAGGUGUCCUACGAUCUACUCGGCAACAAUUGCGAGCACUUCGUGACGCUGCUCCGCUAUGGGGAGGGUGUCUCCGACCAGGCCAAGAGAGCAAUCGGUGCCAUUGGGUUUGUAACAGCUGCUGCUGGUGCCUUCUCCUUGCUGGGCUUGCUCCGGAGCAGAUCCAGAGAGAGACAGUACUGA
Messenger RNA from Pterocles gutturalis (yellow-throated sandgrouse), 411 nucleotides. RefSeq names its product phospholipid-metabolizing enzyme A-C1-like. Bases 1 to 411 code for a protein of 136 amino acids. Gene Ontology annotation, biological process: N-acylphosphatidylethanolamine metabolic process. Lineage: Eukaryota; Metazoa; Chordata; Aves; Pterocliformes; Pteroclidae. Gene Ontology annotation, molecular function: A2-type glycerophospholipase activity; glycerophospholipid phospholipase A1 activity. The record is from RefSeq and is a predicted model, not a curated record. The transcript is spliced from 2 exons. Gene Ontology annotation, cellular component: cytoplasm.